Molecule: messenger RNA, 507 nt
Organism: Tetrahymena thermophila SB210
Lineage: Eukaryota; Ciliophora; Oligohymenophorea; Hymenostomatida; Tetrahymenidae
Exons: 1
Source: RefSeq, a predicted model, not a curated record
AUGGGCUGUGUAAAUGGAGUUUCUUCUGAUAUGAAAAGUAAAAUAAAAAAGAUGCUAAAAAUUAUGAGCCUCUAUGAAGAAAAAAUUGAUUUCAUCAAUUAAAAAUUUCUCAAUGACUUACAAAGAAUGGUCAAUCCUGAUAACUAUUAUGUUGAUGAGCAAAUUAUUCUUGUUGUAGAAAAUAAAAUUGAGUGUGAAACUAUUUGCUCUUAAAUUGAAUGUAGUGUGUAAAGAGAGAAGAAUUUAAUCGAAGACUAUUAAAAAAUGAUUGCUGCAUAAAACUUAAAAAUAGAAUUCUUGGUUAACUAAGCAGUCUACUUAAUAGAAAAUAAUGAAAAUAUAUCAAACAAUAUGGAAUACCUCAUAUUAAAAUAAUACAUCUAAAAGUUCUAGCAAAAUGGAUUCUCAUUUAAAAUAAUCACAAUUUAAUAAAUUAACUAAAAGGAAUGCCAAUAAGUUAGCUUAGAUAAUAUUGGCACUUUUUGUGAAAGCGUUAUCAUUUAAUGA